Molecule: messenger RNA, 2982 nt
Organism: Penicillium taxi
Lineage: Eukaryota; Fungi; Ascomycota; Eurotiomycetes; Eurotiales; Aspergillaceae
Product: putative nuclear serine protease HtrA2/Nma111
Exons: 4
Coding region: 1-2982 (993 amino acids)
Biological process (GO): proteolysis
Molecular function (GO): protein binding; serine-type endopeptidase activity
Source: RefSeq, a predicted model, not a curated record
AUGGAUGCAUCUGGUGAUAUUGGCGCUAAGCGCAAGCGUAGCUCUGUCGGCGCGGUGGAACGACCAGCAAAACACCUCAAGCCUGAAGAAUCGGUCCUGAUUCCCAGCGACUCCACGCCUGUCAAUGGAACUGUUUACGAUAUCGAGGAGGACGAUGAAGAUGCCAGUCAUAUUAUUUCUCUGGGUGUAGCACAGGCCGACUCACCGGAGUGGCAGGCAACAAUUGAGACGGUUGUGAAAAGUGUCGUGUCAAUUCAUUUUUGUCAGACUUGCUCAUUUGAUACGGACCUUUCCAUGAGUAGUCAGGCCACUGGCUUCGUGGUGGAUGCUGAACGAGGAUAUAUCUUGACCAACCGGCAUGUGGUAUGCGCUGGUCCGUUCUGGGGUUAUUGUAUCUUUGAUAACCACGAGGAGUGUGAUGUCCGUCCAGUCUAUCGAGACCCCGUCCAUGACUUCGGUAUCCUCAAAUUCGAUCCUGCGGCUAUUCGAUACAUGAAACUAGGCGAACUCAAGCUUCAACCCAAGGCAGCUCAAGUAGGCGCCGAAAUUCGUGUGGUUGGUAACGAUGCAGGUGAAAAGCUGAGCAUUCUUUCCGGUGUCAUCAGUCGACUGGACCGCAAUGCUCCAGAGUAUGGCGAGGGUUACUGUGAUUUCAACACAAAUUACAUACAGGCUGCGGCUGCGGCCAGUGGGGGCAGUUCAGGAAGUCCUGUCGUUAAUAUCGAUGGCCAUGUUGUGGCAUUACAAGCUGGUGGUCGAUCCGACGGUGCUGCAACAGAUUAUUUCCUGCCCCUCGAUCGGCCGCUGCGUGCUUUGGAGUGCAUUCAACAGAAAACCCCUGUCACCCGAGGUACCAUCCAAACUCAAUGGAUUCUCAAACCGUUUGACGAGUGUCGUCGUCUUGGCUUGACUCCAGAGUGGGAGGCCAUAGUUCGCAAAGCAGCUCCUAUGGAAACCAACAUGCUUGCCGCUGAGAUUAUCUUGCCUGAAGGUCCCGCGGAUGGAAAAUUAGAGGAAGGUGACGUUCUCUUGAAAGUUAAUGGCGAACUUUUGACCCAGUUUGUGCGCCUCGACGAUAUUCUCGACUCUAGCGUUGGUAAGAGCAUUGAUCUUCUAGUGCAACGAGGAGGCGAAAACAUUGAGGUCAAGUGUGAAGUCGGUGAUCUUCACGCCAUCACCCCUAGCCGAUUUGUCACUGUUGCUGGAGGUACAUUCCACGAUCUGUCGUACCAACAGGCUCGCCUAUAUGCUAUUGCGACUCGUGGAGUGUACGUGUGUGAGGCUGCCGGCUCAUUCAAGCUGGAGAAUACCGUGUCCGGAUGGAUCAUUGAUUCGGUGGACAAGCGGCCGACUCGGAAUCUGGAUGAGUUUGUAGAGAUCAUGAAGACAAUCCCAGACCGCUCGCGCGUGGUCAUCUCUUAUCGCCAUAUUCGGGAUUUACAUACAAAGGGCACCAGCAUCAUCCAUAUCGACCGCCACUGGCAUCCGAAGAUGCGCUUGGCAGUUCGCAAUGACGAAACUGGACUCUGGGACUUUUCCGAUAUCUCAGAUCCCAUCCUUGCUGAGGCUCCGGUGCCGCGCAAAGCGGACUUCAUCCAGCUAGAUGGUGUAAACCAGCCUGCUGCCGCAGAAAUUGUACGCAGUUUCGUGCGGGUAUCAUGCACAAUGCCUUUGAAGCUUGAUGGUUACCCACAGUCCAAGAAGACAGGCUUUGGUCUGGUGAUUGAUGCUGAGAAGGGUCUUGUUGUCGUUUCCCGGGCGAUUGUGCCUUACGAUCUUUGUGACAUCACUGUCACUGUCGCUGAUUCCAUCAUCGUCAAUGCCAAGGUGAUCUUCCUACACCCUCUUCAAAACUACACUGUCAUCCAAUAUGACCCCAGCCUGGUGCAAGCGCCAGUGCAAAGUGCCCGACUCAGCACGGAGUACAUCAAGCAAGGGCAGGAUACUAUUUUCGUCGGUUUCAACGGCAACUUCCGCAUUGUCGUAGCUAAGACAGUUGUCACCGACAUCACUACUGUAUCAAUCCCUGCUAACGCGUCAUCUCCCCGGUACCGCGCCAUUAACCUGGAUGCCGUGACCGUGGACACUGGACUCAGCAGCCAGUGUAUGAACGGUGUUUUGAUCGGAGAGGACGGUAUCGUUCAAGCUCUGUGGCUCAACUACCUUGGUGAGCGUACCCCUAGCUCCCACAAAGACGUCGAGUACCAUCUUGGAUUCCCCACACCAUCGUUGCUUCCCGUCAGUACCAAGAUUCAGCAGGGUGUAAUCCCUAAACUCCGUAUCCUGAACAUGGAAAGCUAUGUUGUGCAGAUGAGCCAGGCCCGCAUCAUGGGUGUAUCAGAAGAGUGGAUCCAGAAGGUGGCGCAGGCUAACCCUUCGCGCCAUCAGCUCUUCAUGAUCCGCAAGGUUGACUGUCCACCAUCAACCUUCCCCUCCAAGGUCGACAGUUUCCAAGAGGCCGACAUUAUUCUCACGUUAGACGGCCAGCUCAUCACCCGGGUGUCUGAGCUGGAUGUCAUGUAUGAAAAGGAAGUUCUGGAUGCUUUGAUCAUCCGAGACGGACAGGAGAUGCGCAUACGAGUCCCCACAAUCCCAACAGAGGACCUGGAAACUGACCGUGCUGUCGUUUUCUGCGGCGCUGUCCUCCAGAAACCCCAUCAUGCUGUGCGGCAGCAAAUCUCCAAGCUUCACAGCGAGGUCUAUGUUUGCGCAAGGAGUCGUGGCUCCCCUGCUUACCACUAUGGCCUGGCACCCACCAACUUCAUCACAGCCGUCAACGGCGUCCCAACCCCCGAUCUCAAUUCCUUCGUCAAGGAAGUACGCAAGAUCCCAGACAACACCUACUUCCGUCUUCGAGCAGUGACCUUCGACAAUGUACCGUGGGUAGUCACCAUGAAGAAGAACAACCACUAUUUCCCUAUGUCCGAGUACAUCCAGGAUGUCUCCAACCUCGCUGGCUGGCGCACGGUUCACCUCGAGUGA